GUCCAAAAUGAGGAACAGCUGAGUUGAUCUGAGUUUAGAAAUAGUGGUCCAGGCCUGCACUACCUGUACUAACAGGUUAGUUGUAGCCUGGUUUGCUGUUGGGUAUGGUGCUGCUGACAAAAGCUUAACAAUGAGCCCUACAGAUCGCUUGAGGCUGCUUGUGCUUUGUCUUUGGCUGCUGCACGUUGAUGUAAAUUGCGAGAAUACCCAGAAAGGUUAUGUCCUCCGUGCCCAGGACGGACUGGUUCCAACGGGAGUCCGCAAUGACGAAGGAAACUAUAAAAGAUGGCGUGAACCACGCAUCUUCAGGAUCCGUACAGCUGGUUACAAGAAAUCAAAUGUGAACAGAGGGCAGAGUGCUCGAGAAGAUCACACCACCGACUCUGAAUCAUCACACGUUCAAAGCCAUUCUCCCGUUAUUCCAGAGACUCAAAACUUCCCAAAAGGCCAAGUCAACCGUUUAAAAUCUGGCUUCAACUCGGCCUCACCUGCACAAGGACGCAGCAUUGUGGUGAACAACCGCUCUGGAAACAAGAAAAUUCAUCAAGCAAACUCUGAUUCCACACGAGUAUUUCAGGUUCCUCUCUAUCGCAGCAGAACUAAGAUGAUGGGAGGUUUUUCACCUGUUCAGGUAGACAGAGCUACCGAGUCUCUUAAGAUUGACAUAAACCCCUCCAGAGCAAACACAUAUUCCUCACAACCACAGGAGUCACGUCCCGCAACCAGGCCUGAAGUGAGUAGAUAUCGCCCUGCUUAUGUUUUCCCCAGAAGCUUUAAUCAUGACCGGGCAAACGCAAAACUCAUAAACCAAAAGACAGAUUCUGUUGUGAGCAGUCCCGCGAGAAACCUUGACAAACUGAUGUCCCAUCCAACAUGGAGCCCCAGGGUCUACAGCGGUGAUGUGACGCCUGGAGCAAGAGGAUACGCUCAUGUCCGCCAUGUCAAGCCUGGUUUUGAUAAAACACGGCCCCAACUUAGUUCUGCUGCAAGUGGAAAGUUCUUGGAAACUGGUCACGGUGAUCCAGCAUCAAGUGAGAGGCAGAUAAAUGUUAAUCACAACUCCAGAGGAAGCCAGACUAGCAGCGGGCAUCCUUCACCAAACAAAGCACAAAUUCCCAUCCAAGGCAAAUUCAAACCUUUCCAAAGACUUCCCACUAACGAUACUCAUACCCAUUCAUCAGAAGGUGAACCGGCACCAACUCAGACAUCUGCAGGGGCAAACCUUACGGCUAGUUUGAACUCAUCAGUCAUUCCUUCAGUUAGUGAAGAGUCCAGUAAUAAGUCUGCUUCACCCAUGCAGACAGAGGGCCAAGAUGCUGAGCUUUUACUUCAAGCAUCAAACCAAGAGGACCAGUCUGAACAUUUGGCAGAAGUUGGAACUUCCUUGGAGCAAAACAAAACGGUUACAGUUGCUCCUCCGAAGUUGCGGCUGGCAGAAAACGUUUGGAAAGGUGACAAGGUUGUGACAAGUCCUCCAGAAACGGAUCAGUCUGAAGUUUAACUUUACCCGGCAGAUGCUGCUUUGGCAAAUGUCAAAAAUGGUGGCAACACCAGCAAGAAGGCACGUCUUUGUGGUUAAACGGAUGACCCAGAUUUUAAAAAACCUGCUUUGAGCUCUGCCACUUGUCCAUAAAGGUUCUGACUUUGAAUAAAUAAC
This is a messenger RNA of Larimichthys crocea (large yellow croaker), 1657 nucleotides long. RefSeq lists its product as uncharacterized. The record is from RefSeq and is a predicted model, not a curated record. The transcript is spliced from 3 exons. The coding region runs from base 131 to 1501 and encodes 456 amino acids. Lineage: Eukaryota; Metazoa; Chordata; Actinopteri; Sciaenidae.